Messenger RNA from Punica granatum (pomegranate), 2167 nucleotides. The record is from RefSeq and is a predicted model, not a curated record. Lineage: Eukaryota; Viridiplantae; Streptophyta; Magnoliopsida; Myrtales; Lythraceae.
UUGUGUGGCCCCUUCUUCUGCUUUGUGCCAUCAAAGUUUUCUUACCAAUUUGAUUGGGUCUCUUUCUCUCCUCUCUCUCUCUAUCUAUCUCUCUCACUGAUCAGAAUACAUAUUGAUGAUGAGGAAGAGAGAGAUCAGAGCUAUCACAAAACAAACCAUGAAAGCAAAGCUUAUGUGCAAAAGCUGAGAGAUUGCUCAAAAAGCUUAACCAAAACCUCAUGAAAUAAACACCCCCCCACCCCCCAAACCCCCUCAAAAGAAAAAAAAGGACAAAGAAAAAGAAAAACACAUAGAGAGAGAGGGAGGCUUCCUCUCCUUCUUCCUUCCCCAUCUCUCCCCCUCUCAUCUCUUUCUCUCUCUUGAUGAUCUAACAUUUAUAGAUCAACAGUUUUAACAGCAGAAAAGCAGAGGGAUUGCUUUUGCUUCUUAUUUGCUUUAGGAGAAUAAUCUCAGAGAGGAGGAAAAGGUUUCGGAAUUUAUAUCGGAGAGCGAGCCAGCCGAGCCAUGCUUGAGAAUAAUAGCAGCCAUAUUCCUACUGCUUGCAUAGUCAAUCCUUCCCCUGAGCAGUUCAUUACUUGCUCAGGCAAUGGAACCAAUACCAACACCAACAAGAGGAAGAGAAGGCCUGCUGGCACCCCAGAUCCGGACGCGGAGGUGAUCUCCCUGUCGCCAAAAACCCUACUGGAGUCGGAUCGGUACGUGUGCGAGAUCUGCAACCAGGGUUUCCAGAGGGACCAAAACCUCCAGAUGCACAGGAGGCGGCACAAGGUCCCGUGGAAGCUGCUCAAGAGGGAGUCCCCGGUGGCCAAGAAGCGGGUCUUCGUCUGCCCGGAGCCGAGCUGCCUCCACCACGACCCAUGCCACGCCCUUGGGGACCUCGUCGGGAUAAAGAAGCACUACAGGCGGAAGCACAGCAACCACAAGCAGUGGGUGUGCGAGAAGUGCUCCAAGGGCUACGCGGUCCAGUCUGACUACAAGGCACACCUCAAGACUUGCGGGACUCGAGGGCAUUCCUGCGACUGUGGCCGUGUUUUCUCGAGGGUGGAAAGCUUCAUUGAGCACCAAGACACGUGCAACAUGGGCCGUCUGAGAUCGGAGACACGAGCUCUGCAGCCCGCCUGCCUGUCUCGAACUGCCUCUAGCCCGAGCCCUUCAGGCGAUACAAACUUCAGCACUGCUCCUUGGCCUCCAGCACCACCAGCUUGUAACUUGAACAUGUUCCCAAAGCCAAGAGACUCCAUGUUCUUGUUGAGCCCUACUACUGCGGACAGUUCCCCCAAGAAUAAUAUUAGCAAUAACAGUAACAAUAAUGGGAGGCAGUAUCACAAUUUGGAGCUUCAGCUCUCGACCGCUUCAAAUCCUAUCGACGUUUCAGUGUCUAUCGAGAGAGACGACAACCACUCAACCCAGUUGCAGCUCUCAAUCGGAUCAUCCGAUAUCGGUAGAAGUUCUCCGAGAGAUCAGAGCGAGUUCAAGGACAAACCUACCGUGAGCACAUCGAGGAUUAAAGAACAAGCACGAGAGCAUCUGAGACUAGCAAUGGCAGAGAAGGCAUUUGCAGAGGAUGCAAGGCGACAGGCGAGAAGGCAGAUCGAACUAGCAGAGCAAGAGUUUGCGAAUGCUAAGAGGAUAAGGCAACAAGCGCAGAGCGAACUCGAUAGGGCACUGGUGCUAAAGGAGCAAGCCACUAAGCAAGUCAAUUCGACCAUUCUCCAAAUAACUUGCCAUGCUUGCAAGCACCAAUUCCAAGCUAGGGCAGCGACCGCGCUGCCGGCACCUCCUCUUCCUCCUCCGCCCGAUGAGAACUCUCUUGUUCUGAGUUACAACAACAUGUCAUCGGCUGGAACUGAAGGGGAAAUCGAGAAGAAUAAUGAUCGAGCUAAAAAUGAUAACGUACAGUAUAAUUAGAUCUCUCUAUCGAUCUUUUUUGCUUUUUUGUUCGUGUAAAUGUUAAAAUCUUUGAUUCUUCAUCAAAUUUUAAUUCGUGGAUAAGAUCAUGCCAAGAGAUCGAGCUAGGGGGUUGGUGUGAAGGUGUUGUAGGAAGUUUCAUGGGAGUGGCAGCCUUAGGAUGGAGCCUUUUAAUUUGUCUGGGUGUAAUUCUUAAUUUAGUUUGGAUAAGUAAAGAAUGUCACUAAUAAAUAAGUGAAUUACUUUUUUCGGAUAGUAA